UUCAUUCAUAGGGGAAAAGAAAUUUGUGUACCAUCAAUGCAUUAAUUUUCGUAUUUCUUGCUUUUAAUCAUUAUUAUUUUUACAUAUUAAAAUUACUUUUCAUCGCCGCUCAUACUAACACUCUCUCUCUCUCUCUCUAUCUAUCUAUAUAUAUAUAUAUAUAUAUAUAUUCCACACAUAUAUCAUCAGAGAGACAGAAGAAAUUAGAAGACAGUGAGAGAGGUUGUGAUGGCAAGAAACGACUAUCUUCCACUCUUCCACACAAAAUCAGGCAAAGGACUUGUCUCAUUCCGACUGUUUGCAGCUUCAAUCUUCGCCGGCGUCUGGCUGAUCUUGGUGCAUAGGGUCAUCCACAUGCCAUCCAACAAAGGAAAUACACUAGCAACUUGGGCUUGGAGUGGAUUGUUUCUUUCUGAACUCUGGUUCGCGUUCUACUACCUCAUCAAUGUCCUUGUUAGAUGGAACCCUGCCUACCGUAACACUUUUAAAGACCGCCUCUCCCUCAGAUAUGAGAAGGUGUUGCCAGGGAUAGACAUAUUUGUAUGCACCGCGGACCCCACGGUAGAGCCACCAAUCAUGGUUAUAAACACAGUGUUAUCAGUCAUGGCUUAUGACUAUCCACCGGAGAAGCUCAGUGUUUAUCUAUCUGAUGAUGGUGGGUCCGACUUGACAUUUUACGCCAUGUUAAUGGCCUCGCGGUUUGCAAAGGAAUGGCUUCCAUUUUGCAGAAAGUUCAAAGUAGAACCCAGGUCCCCUGAGGCUUAUUUUCAGACAGCUCCUGAACCACUUGAUAAUAAUACUCUAUUGGCCAAAGAGUGGACCUCCAUCAAGAAACUAUACGAGGACGUAAAGACAAGAAUUGAAAGCACCACAAAGACAGGCCGAAUUUCAGGAGAAAUACGCAAAGAACACAAGGGUUUUCUGGAGUGGGACUAUGUUUCCAGUCGACGUGACCAUCAAACUAUUCUUCAAAUUCUUAUCGAUGGAAGACAUGCCAAGGCUGUGGAUUCUGAAGGACAACCUUUGCCAUCUCUUAUAUACUUGGCACGAGAAAAACGGCCUCAAUACCACCACAACUUUAAAGCAGGAGCCAUGAAUGCUCUGAUAAGGGUGUCAUCGAGGAUAACCAAUGCUCCAAUAAUUCUUAACGUGGAUUGUGACAUGUACUCAAGCAAUUCAGAGUCGGUGAGAGAUGCUCUAUGCUUCUUGCUGGAUGAAGAUAAGGGGAAGGAGAUUGCUUAUGUACAGUUUCCUCAGGUCUUUGGCAACCUCACCAAGAAUGAUGUUUACGGCAGCUCUUUACGUAUUUCAAGCAAGGUCGAGCUUCAUGGAUAUGAUGGUUAUGGAGGACCUUGCUAUGUUGGUAGUGGAUGCUUUCACAGAAGGGAAUCCCUUUCUGGGAAGAAGUACAAUGGCAUGGCAUGUCAAGAAGACUGGAUGAGCAACAAGGUCGACAUUAUAAAGAAAGAAGAAAAUGCACAUGUAUUGGAAGAAAUAUGUAAAGUUCUUGCAAGUUGUAGCUAUGAAGAAAACACUCAAUGGGGAAAGGAGAUGGGUUUGAAGUAUGGUUGUCCAGUGGAAGACAUUUUGACAGGCUUAUGCAUACAAUAUAGAGGUUGGAAAUCGGUCUACUUUAAUCCAGAGAGGCCAGGUUUCUUAGGGGUUGCUCCAACAACUUUGCUUCAAUCACUUGUACAACAUAAGAGGUGGUCCGAAGGAGAUUUUGAAAUCUUUCUAAGAUACUGUCCUUUCUUGUACGGACACAAAAAGAUCUCACUUGGACUUCAACUUACAUACUGCCUUUAUUUGCUGUUGGCUCCAAACUCAUUGGCCACACUUUACUAUGUGACUGUUCCAUCACUUUGCCUGCUAAGAGGAAUCUCUUUAUUUCCACAGGUUUUGAACCCAUGGGUGAUACCAUUUGUGUAUGUCUUCUUUGGCAACUUUGCAUACAGCCUUGUUGAAUUCGUACACCAUGGAGGGACAUGCAUAGAGUGGCUGAAUGAUACAAGGAUGUGGGUAUAUAGAAGAACAACUUCGUUCUUGUUUGGAUUUUGUGACAACAUCUUCAAGUUAUUGGGGUUCUCAAAAUCAGCCUUUGUUGUCACUGCAAAGGUGGUGGAUGAGGAUGUUUCCGAGAGAUACGAGCAAGAGCUUAUGGAGUUUGGUACUGCUUCUCCAUUAUUUACCAUUUUGGCCACAUUGGCAUUGCUCAAUGCAUUUGUUCUUGUUUGGGGAAUAAAAAGGCUGCUGAUCUUGGAGGAUCCGAAUAUUAAUUUGGGUCAGAACCCAUUUAGUUUGCAGAUUAUUCUAUGCAGUCUUUUGGUUUUCAUCAAUGUACCACUUUACAAAGCUCUCUUUUUGAGGAAGGACAAAGGAAGAAUGCCUUCUUCAGUAGCAAACAAGUCACUAGUGUUUGCUUUGGCAGCUUGUUUACUAGCCCUUCGAUAUUAGAACAAAGUUUUUUUGUUAUUGCUUGCAUUUGGAUGAUUUUUUGUGUCAAUGUACUCUUCUACUUUCAAAUGCUGUACAAGGAGAAGAUGUACUAUUGGUUAUUUUUGGAUGGUCGUUUUUUUGUGUCCGGAGGAAUUUAUUGUAUGGCAUCCACUAGUCUAUUCUGUAGCACUUUAUGUAGUUCUUCAAGAAUUUGUUCUAAUAUCAAAUCUACUCUUUUUCUUUUCA
Ziziphus jujuba (common jujube) is the source of this 2682-nucleotide messenger RNA. RefSeq names its product cellulose synthase-like protein E6. The transcript is spliced from 8 exons. The coding region runs from base 229 to 2454 and encodes 741 amino acids. Gene Ontology annotation, molecular function: cellulose synthase (UDP-forming) activity; mannan synthase activity. The record is from RefSeq and is a predicted model, not a curated record. NCBI's taxonomy places the organism in Eukaryota, Viridiplantae, Streptophyta, Magnoliopsida, Rosales, Rhamnaceae. Gene Ontology annotation, cellular component: plasma membrane; trans-Golgi network. Gene Ontology annotation, biological process: plant-type primary cell wall biogenesis; cellulose biosynthetic process.